AUGCUCAACCAUCCCAGGGCUGGCACCAAGGGCAUCAUCACUGGUAUCUAUUACCUUGGUACUUUCAUAAGCUACAUCUUCGUCUCGCACCCUCUCAGCGACUGGCUCGGUCGUCGAUACGCAGCUCUUUCUGGCGUCGGCGUUCUCAUGCUCGGCACGGCGCUCCAGGCGACCAGCAAUGGUGUAUCAGCCCUCGUAACCAUGAUUCUCGGGCGAAUGGUAUCGGGUGUUGGCGUAGCCAUCGUUUCGACGUCGGUGCCGCUCUAUCAAACGGAGGUUUCACCUGCAAAGCAGAGGGGUCAUUUCGUGACGAUGAAUCACGUCGGCUUUAUCGCCGGCCUUGCCACCGGUCUCUGGGUCGGCUAUUUCAUGACGUACUGGACCUCAGCCAGCGGUCACUACUAUGGCUGGCGCCUAUCCAUCUGCCUCGAACUCGUGCCUGCCCUGACGUUCGCUGCUGGGCUGCCCUGGAUCCCCGAAAGCCCUCGUUGGCUCGUGGAAAACGGCCAUCUCGAACGUGCCAAGGCGACUCUCCGUUGGCUUCGCGAGGGCAUGGCGCCCGAUGCUGAAGUGGACGCCGAAUUUGCCGCCAUCACCAGAAACGUUGACGCCUACUACCCCACCCACACGUCCUGGCUUGCUCUCUUCCGCGAGCCAGCCCUUUUCGCCCGGUUGUGGCGCGCUGCAGCUCUGCAAUUCAUGGCUACUCUGUGCGGCGCCACGGCGAUGAAAUACUAUCUGCCCACGUUGCUCAAGGCGCUUGGACUCGAGACGAGAGUAGCCCUGAUGGCCGGUGCAGCAGAAAUGACCAUCAAGAUUGGCUUCACGGUGUUGGAGAUGUUUCUCAUCGAUCGUUUUGGCAGGCGAAUGUGUCUGGUGGCGGGCUGUGUUGUGAUGGCCGUGGCUAUGAUGAUCAACGGCGCCCUGCCGAUCGCGUAUCCGGACAACUCGAGCAAGGUGGCGGAUGUCAUCUGUAUCAUUUUCAUAUUCGUCUACGCCCUGGGUUACAGCCUGGGCUUCGGCCCGGCGUCAUGGGUGUAUAAUACCGAGAUCUUCCCCACGUCGGUGCGGGCGCGGGGGCUUAAUUUCGCGGCAUCGGGUGGCUCGGUCGGCUCCAUCAUUGUGUCUCAUGUAUGGCCUGUUGGACGGGCAGCAUUGGGCAGCAAGGUUUACUUCAUUUUCAUGGUGGUCAAUGUGCUGUGCAUUCCGAUCAUCCUUAUCUUCUACCCGGAGACAAAAGGCAUCGCUCUAGAGGACAUGGAUGCGCUUUUCGGUAAGGUUGAGACGGCGCAGGGGGUUGACGGCGGCCACCAAGGGCCGGAGGAUACGGAACGGCUGCUGGCGCCACAGUCACCAGGUGAUGCGGGGGAGCCCUAUCACGACGCAUCCACGAGGGUGUGA
Molecule: messenger RNA, 1401 nt
Organism: Verticillium dahliae VdLs.17
Lineage: Eukaryota; Fungi; Ascomycota; Sordariomycetes; Glomerellales; Plectosphaerellaceae
Product: ascus development protein
Exons: 7
Coding region: 1-1401 (466 amino acids)
Biological process (GO): carbohydrate transport; transmembrane transport
Cellular component (GO): membrane
Molecular function (GO): carbohydrate:proton symporter activity
Source: RefSeq, a predicted model, not a curated record